AGAGGAAAUUAUUGAUUUGAUAAAUUUCAAAUUUACAGAUAUUCAAAAUUUUUUCUUUUUUUAUCCCUCCUAUAACAGGCGGAUAAACCAAUAUCAAACAAAAUACGUAAUUCCAACACAUCUGGACACAUCUAACACAUAUAACGACAAGAUGUAAGCAGUAUCAUAACAAGAAAUGUACUAUAGUCUACUGUGAAAUGUACGUACCAAUAUUAAAAUUUCAUAGAAAGAGAGACUACAGCUAAUGUUUCAUUACGCGACAAUCAAGAUUUUAUUCCAGAAAAUUGCAGGUAAAUAGAACAUUUUAUAACAGAGACGGAAAAAGCUAUCUCAUAAGAUUGCGACAAUAAUAGAUGAGUAAUGCUGUACUACGAGCAAUUCCUAGAGAAUCUAUUCUUCCGCAUACUUCCUUUUUUCUCUUUUUUUAUUCUCUCGAUGAGGAAUAACGAUAACUAUAUGCCAGUAAUAUACUUCUCUAUAACACAAUUGUUCAAUAAAGUAUGUAUUCUGAAUCAAUGUUUAAUUCAUGAAAAUAUUGUUUUGCGAGAAAAACGUUGUGUUACAUCGAUUCGGUAUUAUCAUAUUAAUGACGAUGAUGAACAAUCGAACAUCACCGUUUUAAAUUCGUGGAAGUAUAGACAUUCACCUGCCAUCGUUUGAAAAAAGAGUUUUAUGUAAAAACAUUCCUCUAUAUAAGGAUCGUGAGAGCAUUUAAGAUCGAUUUUACAAUAUGUGAUAGACAAUUCGAAUACAUACACAAAUCAUCUAAAGUGCAAAUUUACCACAAAUUUCUAGCAAUUGUGUAGGCAGUAGUGCGUUAGAAAAGCUCAAAUGAACGUAUUAAAAUUUACGCUCAUAAUAUGCGGAUUCGCUGGAUGUUGGCAGCCGCUUUCAUGGACGUCGCUGUCUAAAAAUAUAAUGUACAAAGCUUACGCAACGUUUCUGAUCUCCUCAUUAUAUAUAUUUUUAAUAUCGCAAUUUAUACAUGUCGCAUUGAAUGUCGGUAACUCUGACGAAUUCACCGAUGCUUUAUACAUGAUGUUGACUAUAUUAGUCGCAGGCUACAAACAAGUUUAUAUGUGGAUAGAUCGUAAAAAUUUCAUGAUAAUAAUCAAUGUUCUUACCGAAGAGCCUUUUGCACCAUGCGAAUCGCACGAGCUAAUGAUUCAAGAAAAAUUUGAAAAAAUAGCACAGACUAACACGUUGCGGUACUUGAUCCUCGUGUUGAUGUCGAUCUCAUCGAUAAUUUUAACGUCCGUCUUCACGGUGCUCACAAACCAUAAUUUGACGUAUAACACAUGGAUACCAUUCAAUUACUCACCGCCUGCUGUAUUUUUUCUUGUAUACACUCACCAGUUGAUAGCUAUGUCUACCUCUGGCAUAGUGAACGUCGCUUGCGACAGCUUACUCUGUGGAUUCUUGUUGUACAUCUGCUGUCAGCUUGAGAUAUUGAGAUAUCGACUGUCGAAAAUUAUACAUGGCCAAGACAUUUUGCACGAUUGUGUUUAUCACCACAAUCGUAUUUUUGAAUACGCUUACAUAGUAAACAAGAAGUUUGCAGUAAUAAUCACUAUCCAGUUUGCCGUGAGUAUGUUAGUAGUAUGCUCAAAUCUUUAUCGAAUAGCUAUGGCGGCGAAUUAUAUGAGCUACAUUCCAUUGGUAGUGUAUACAAGUGCCAUACUGAUGCAGAUUUUUAUCUAUUGCUGGUUUGGAAAUGAAGUUAAGUUAAAGAGUCUUCAUUUAAUGAAUAACAUUUACAAUAUGGAAUGGACAACACUUAACAGCAGCAGCAAAAAAGCUCUUUUAUUUAUAAUGAAACGCGCGAUGGUUCCCAUUGAAUUUCAUAGCUCAUAUAUAAUUACAAUGAAUCUUGACUCGUUUGUAGCUGUACUUAAGAUGUCAUAUUCAGUUUUCAAUUUGCUGCUUCAAACGCAAGAAUAAUAUAAUAUGAUUAAAAAAUAAAAAAUCAUCGAGUAAAAUAUUAUUGGAUAUAAUAUUGGAUAAUACACAAAAUAUUUUUGGAAACAUUCUUAAUUUCUUCUUACCAUAUUUCCUUUUGCCAUAUCUCUUCCUAUUAUAUGUAUUGCAAAUAGUUUUAGAUAAUUAAUUUUUUUAUUUUGAAUAUUUGUAUAGUUGAUUCAUUGAGUUUGAGCCUUAACUAAACGAAAAUAAUAAAUAAAUAAAAUAAAAAAAUAGCUUUUGCAUACAACUUAUACAUAAAUUUAAAAAUAUAUAAUUUAUAUAUAAUUAAUAAAAAAAUUUAAUAAUUAAAUGAAAAGUUUUUUUUCUCAAAUACAUUACAUUUACCUUACUUCUAUUUCGUUAUUUAUAUGAAAAUGCAGAAAAUAGAUUUUCUAAUAAAGCAUGUAUAUCAUACAAACUUUGCAUCUCUGGUCAUGAAAAUAUUAUUUCACGGGGACAUUGUUGCAAGCGCUCUGUUAUUACGUUAAUAUUAAAAUAAUAGCAAACGAGAAUAGAAAGGGGUGCAGUCAGGACUGUUGGAAAGCAAUGUUAUGAGAUUAAAUAUUCGGAAUAUCUCAGUAUCUUUUGCAAAAUUGUUCGCACAACACAUUUUAUAAUAAUAUUUUAAACAGAACUUUUUAUCAAGAAUAACGGAUCUAAAUUUGUUUUUUAAAGAUAUUCGAUCUUCAGUUAAACGCAAAUAUGAAUAAUGUAUAAAUAGGAAUAUAAAUUAAUUGGAAUUGAGAAAAUACAUACAUAUUACACACAGACAGUGUAAUCGAUAAUUAUUUUUAGGUACUUAAAAUGUCAUAUUCAGCUUUCAACUUAUUAAAUCCAACGUAAGAAUAGUAAAAAUAUAGUGAAAAUUGUAAUUAACAUUGUCAUAUUUGCUUUCUUACCAAAUCAUGUACAGCAUAUUAAAACUGAUAUAUUAUCUCCUUAAAAAGAGAUUAUUAACAAAUUAGAAAUGUGAUGUUAUAAUAGUUAGCUUAUUUCUAGAAAGUUGUGCUAAAUUUUUACUGGAAGUGUUUACUAACAUUAAUUUAAGAGAUGAAAUCCUUUUCUUCGACCAAACUGGCUACUUUAUUAAUAUCUGACUUUAAUUUCUAUUUCUAAUAUUAUUAUCUGACAAAAGAUACCAUGCCUCCAAUAUUGAAACGGUCCGUACAAUUUUAUACAAUAACUGCUAUCCGAUGGAAUUCAUCAACAGACAUAUUGAUAGAAGACUCAAAACUAUUAGGUUUCGUAUUGAUCAUGGUAGCAGGACGAAUGACGGAUCUGUUGAUAAUAGUCGUAACUUUAUUGUGAUGCCUUACGUGAAGGGAUUAAGUGAAAAUGUUAAGCGAAUUUUGAACCGUUGCAACGUGGAUUUUGUGUACUCGGUGCCUAAGAGAUUGAAUAAUGUCAUUAAACUUGGCAAAGACGUGGUGGCCAAUAAUCAACAAAUGGGCGUUGUGUAUGAGUUGAGUUGCGUUGAAUACGAAUCGGUCUACAUUGGUCAGACUAAGAGACACCUUGAAACACGAGUUAAGGAGCAUAAAUCGAACAUUUGUAAAAAAGACAGUUGUUUGUCGGUAGUGAGCAAGCAUAGACUUGAAAACGAUCACAAUUUUGACUGGAAUAAUUGUAAAGUUUUGCAUCGAGAGAAUCACAGAAGGAAGCGUGAGAUUGCGGAAAUGUUUUUUAUUAUGCGACAAUGUAAUGCGAUAAAUCUGCAGAAAGAUACAGAUGAUUUACCGCCUGUUUAUGACACGAUUUUGGGAAACAUGUAGUUGUUUUGGUUGGCUGGCAGUCGCCAAUAGACCUUUGUAAUGGUUGAGCGUGUGUUUCUAAGGCUUUAACCUGGUUAUUUUCUGCCAGUGAGUGGUAUUAUUUUAUUGAUUUAUUGCGGUUUGUUUCGUUCUUUGAAUUGUAUCAUUUGUAUCAUUUUUCUAUCAUUUUUGUACAUUUCUUACUUUCGGUUUAUUGAUGUGUAUGACUUAACUUUACUGUAAUUGUGUAAUAUUUUUGUAUGACUUAACUUUAUUGUAAUUGCGUAAUAUUUUUUGUUGCUUUUUCUUUAUUGUAGAAAAUAACUGUGUUUACUUGAGAAGGACCUAAAAUGAAGGUUGAAACGUUGUAACUGAUAUUAAUAAAGUAGCCAGUUCGGUCGAAGAAAAGGAUUUCAUCUCAUUUGUUAUUCUGGCGGAACAAACAAUUUUUACUGGAUUAAUUUAAGAAUUUUAAUGUACUUCAAGAGUGUAGUUAUGUAUAGGGAGAAACAAAAUUAAAACACAUGUAGUACAAAAAAAUUUAUAUUAAUAGUAAAAUCAGAUAGAACUGUUGCAUACAUCUAUGAUGUUAAUAUUUUUUUUCUUUCGUAUCACUCUUUUAUAUAAAAAAUGUCAUUAUAUCAUAUCAAAUGUAGAAAGCGUUUCAAUAAUAUUUUUUCUAUACUAAUUUGAGUACUAUCAUGUAUAAUUUAAUAUGAAAUUUACUUAUCACAAGCUUAUUUUCCACAAAACAUAUCAUUUCUACUUGAUAUUAUAAUAUUUCACAAAAAAUACCUAAGGUGACGUGUAAAAGAUGAAUGUGAAUAUUUUAAUAUUAAAACAUUCCAGUAAUUUGAGGUAUUAUAUUCAUUUAAUUUAUAAAUCUUAUUCCUAAUGUAAAUGGUAUAUUGAUUUUCUUUCCGUAAAUUGUUUACGUUGGAAGACAAACGCACUGUCAGACGCAUGCACAC
This is a messenger RNA of Ooceraea biroi (clonal raider ant), 4684 nucleotides long. Its product is annotated as odorant receptor 46a. NCBI's taxonomy places the organism in Eukaryota, Metazoa, Arthropoda, Insecta, Hymenoptera, Formicidae. Gene Ontology annotation, biological process: sensory perception of smell; detection of chemical stimulus involved in sensory perception of smell. Gene Ontology annotation, cellular component: plasma membrane. Gene Ontology annotation, molecular function: olfactory receptor activity; odorant binding. The record is from RefSeq and is a predicted model, not a curated record.